AUGGCUUCAUGGGGUGUGCAAGAUCUCCUCAAGGAAAUUGCUGACAUGGAGGUCAUCAGCAUGAGGAACCCUGGCUCAGAUCUUUUACCAAAGAUGCAGCAAGCUUUGGUGUCCAAGAUUGAAUGCACUCACUUGAUUACACCCUCCAACUAUGUGAAGAUCAUGGAUUGCUUGGAGAAGUCUACUUUACCUGAACAGAUCAAACAGGCUCUCUCCACCAGCUUUGAAACCAAGUGUGCGGCUGGUGUUCAAGGCCCAGCAUUCCUUGCAGCUGUCUACAGCCCUGAUGACCUACCUUUGACACAAGCAAAGGCUUUGGAUCAGCUUUUGGCUUUGAAGAUGGGUGAUCAUGAGCAACCAGUGCUUUUGAAGAGUGCCAGUGGCAGCACUUCUGCCAGUGAUGGUGUGGCAGGCUUGCUGAGUCAGAGGGCUUUACCUUCAGCAGCAGAACCUGCUGCAUUGCCUUUGCCUGCGCCAACCACCUCUGCAGAAGCAACACCUGAAGAUGACAGCAAGGCAAAUGAUGUCAGCAAGGGGGAGCCCAGCAAGACCUUGGAGGAGUAUGAACUUCAAGCACGCCAAAGCCUUUCUAAAAGGAAGGCAAAGAGCUUGGACAAGUGCCUCAAGAGACCAGCUGCUUGCAAAGCAAAGCCUGGACCUCAGCCCAAGGCAAAAGCCAAGCUCCCACCUUCCUCUGCCAGCAAAAAAUCCCUUGUGAAGAAGGGCAUCUUUGGAUGCCUUAGGUGUCGUGGAAACAGCAAAGGAUGUAGCACCUGCUGGAACCCAGAUUUCCAGGGUUUGCGUUUUUCUUCCAGGGAGGAGUGGGUUUACUGGAAGCGGCAGCAGGAGCAUGGCAAGUGA
This is a messenger RNA of Cladocopium goreaui, 861 nucleotides long. The record is from the annotation of a GenBank genome assembly. Lineage: Eukaryota; Dinophyceae; Suessiales; Symbiodiniaceae.